Messenger RNA from Daldinia loculata, 2761 nucleotides. RefSeq lists its product as uncharacterized. The transcript has 3 exons. The record is from RefSeq and is a predicted model, not a curated record. Bases 363 to 2102 code for a protein of 579 amino acids. Lineage: Eukaryota; Fungi; Ascomycota; Sordariomycetes; Xylariales; Hypoxylaceae.
UGUAUGUACAAAAAAGCCCAUCCGGGAUCUUCUGCUUUCCAAAAGCAGCGGGACGCUUGCUAGAGGCUCAGUGGCACUUUCUGGCUAGGGUCUAGCAGCUGGCUCCGAUAGAAUUGCCUACCAUUUACUUAGAGGUCCGGUAUUAAUCUUACCAUAAAUAUAUAGAAAAAGGAGAAGGUCGCUGCAACGAACGCAACCACGAAAUUGUGUAUCCGCCGUCUUUGAACCUGUCUCGAUCGCUGUACGAUAGCUUACCGCGCGAACCCUCUUCUCUUGCUCUAAGUGGACGAGUUGAGCAGAGUAGGAAUAUAUUGGAGGAGACAGCUGGGCUGUCGGUGCUACAAUUGUAAUAGCGGGAUGUAAUGGGGCCUUCAGAGAAUAUGUCUCCCGAGUCUUCCUCACUAUUUCCUGACCGGCCUAUUCGACCUCUUCCGAAACGUCGACUACGUGAACGACUUUCUCCAGAUGUCGCUGAUAGCAUUCAAUACCCCCCCGCGCCUCAAACUUCAGCGCCCCUGUUUGUCUAUCCAUAUAAUGCCAAGGAAGAUUUGGCGUCGUUAGGCGCCGAGCCUCUAAGUGUAGCACAUCGAGAGAAUGCAGCUGAAUUAGGGCAAGAAGCUGGUCUCCGUAGAAACGGCCUAGGUAACGAAAACGACGGUCAUUCACUAAUUGGACAAGCUCGGAGAGCUUUCGUAUCACGACCCCUCCACGAUUCGCCAGGACAUGCGACUCGUGCCCCUCUACGACAGGGUCAAUCUCGACAACCAAAUCCGCAGCCACCGCCUUCUACUGCGUCCUCCGCAGACGGUUACGAUUCCUUUGAGAAUACUAACAAUAAGAAGAAGAGGAAAAUUCCAACUGCUGGUGAGACGAUUUUGAAUGGGACGCACGUGUUGAAUGAUCUUGGAGCGCUAGGAGUAUCAUCGCCCGUAGCAACAGGCAACGAAGGAUCUUUAGAUAUUUCUGGAUCAGCUUCUGCAGCUUAUUAUCAAUCUGGUGGUCUUGCAACGGGCGGGCAAGGAAUUUCCGGCCCCGGCAGAGGUAGGUACGGCCGGGUACGCAAUGGUAGGAGCCCAUUAAGAACCCUGUCAGACCCGAAUGGCAACUGGGGAAACCGGACCCCUAAUAAACUCAGACCAGGUGGUGUACAAUAUUCAUCGCCGCCUGCAGGCGAGAAUUCCGGGAUUAUCUCCAGUGCUAUCGCCAGUGCAGAGAAGCUUCAGGUACCCCAAGGCCAAGAAAAUAUCAGUCUUUUACACCAAGAAACAUCUACGAAGUCUAGUCCAACCUCAUCAGCACAGUUUACCUUCACGUUUGAUUCCCAAAACCCUGUUUCUUGGCCUGGCUCUGAUCCGGCGCCGUCAAAUAUGGGGCCCUCAAACCAUAUGAACCAGUCUCAUUCGGACUCUCGAGACUCGUACAAUGGUCUUGGUGCUAGAUCUCAAAAUGGAUCAGGCCCGCCCCCGAACAGGCCAGGAAGCAUGCAGGGAGGAAUCAACGCAGCAACCAACGAAGCAGGCAAAGGAGCAGCCCAGGGUAAUGUGCCACCGAAGAAAUCGAAGCGUCGCGGCAACUCCCUCUUGCAGGCGGCCAAACAACGCCGUAAAGAAACAGAAUUCCAGAAUUUCCACCACCCACCGGCUCCAGAGGAUAUUUGGAUAUGCGAAUUCUGCGAGUACGAACGGAUCUUUGGCCGUCCACCUGAAGCCUUGAUUCGGCAAUACGAGAUCAAAGACCGCCGACGACGCCGUGAAGAAGCAGAGCGGCGUAGGUUAUUGGAGAAGGCGAAAAUGAAGUCGCGCAAAGGCAAGAAGGCAGGCAAAACGCCAGCGAAGAAUAACUCCAAUGCCCCUGAUCGCAACCUCGCGUCUACGGCUGGACACGCUCCUCCUCCUCGACCUCAUCUAAAUGAUCAUGAUGAAGAUCGGGGUCUGCACCAAGGUCAAAUCCACGAAGAAGAUCAAGAAAACGGUUAUGAUUUUGAGGAUCACUACGAAGAAGAGGGACUGGAAGUAGAUAUGCCUAGUCAUCCACGAGCACGCGGUAAUAAGGGUGGUGGAGGAGUGGAUAGUAGUCUUCAAGGCUUCUACGUGAGCCAGUGACAAGUGUCCGACUCUUGUCUUCGAUUGGUUGGACUAUUCGGUAUCCCAGCAUUGAUAGCGUGUGUCACGGUCGCCUUCUCAACUCCUAUCGCAUUUUCGAAACACUUCUUUCGCAUCAGUUCUCUAGGAGCACCAGCCUAGAUACGUCAUCUGCCCGGAGUUUGAAUCCCAAGUGUCGUUUCUCGCCUUAAUAUUGUUCGACUCGUAUGUUUCUCGCAACCCAAGGCCAUCUAUCAACCGUGAAGUCUCGUCGUAGCGCUUCAAUUCACCUUUUCCAACCCCGGAAGAAUAGUAGCCACGCAGCGGAGGGUAAAUCAUUCUUAUGAGCUAGACCAAGCGAGCAUCCACGAGGGUGGCGUCUACAGCCGAGAAUCAUUGUCAAUAUCUCUAGAUCAUCAAAAAUGCACGUAUCGUGCUAUGAUUAGUACCCCUUUUAAGCGCUGUCAUUAGAAAUGCCUCGGGGCGUAUAGACCAGAUAGAUCAUAAGAGACUAUCGAUCACAUGCAUUGGCUUAUUUUUAGUUCACUCUGUGCUCUUGCUUCAUGGGCAUAUGCAAUAUGCUUGGCUUCUGUAGUUCCAAUGCCAUAGAUCUUUUGUCUACCCAUUAAUAUUAAACAAACUUGGGUAAUAGUCUACCUAAAGGGCAAGAUGAAUUAAAG